CAUUAAUGGAUAAAUUAGAUAUUCGUACAUUAUUUUAUUUUGAGGAAACUUGUUUUAUUUAUAUUGUGAAUUGCCUGUUAAACCUAAUUAUCUACCACUCUACGGGAAGUAUUCCUCUCAUGUUGAGAAUAAAUGAAUUAUUCAAGUGAAAAGUCGAGUCCUGGGUUUGAUGCCGAUGAUGGUGUGGAAGUGAAAGAGGAUUUACCGAAGAAGGUCCGAGCAGAGGAUGUUUGUACAAUAUCAAGCGUUCCACCACCACAUCCUCUUCCUUAUGCUGUCUACGAUUCCAUGAUGAUGUCAUAUAGUAUGUGGCGGUCCUAUGGGUUUGUACCGCAUUCUUGGCCUAAUGCACCUCUCCUUACCAGGGAUGGCAAGCCAUUACCGCCUCCUCCACCAGCAUUUGUUAGGGACAGCGUACCAGCGCAACUCCCAGCUUACCUUAGCCAAGGUCCACCAGUGCUUGCUGAUCCUGGGCGAGUGGUGCCUCUUUCAGACUCUCAGAAGUUUGAACGCCAUUUCCAGCCCAAUGUUGCUCUGGCUCCCCCAAAAAUGAGAGAUAAGGCAGCUCGAGAGAGUCUCUGUAACAAAGAUAUCUCUUCGAGUAGACUUAUCCACGAUGUGCAUAAUGAAAAGAUUGCACUUUUGUCUCUUGAGAGAAAUGAAGCAGAGUGCAUCAAGCAAGAAAAUUCUCCUGCAUUGCCAGGAGUAACCCUGUCAUCACCCAUCUCCUCACCAGGAGAUAGAUCUACAAAUCAACACUACCACCAGCAGGCAAGAAAAGUUUGCAGCCCAGAUACAAGUGGUCACCAUCCAGAAUUAGAAUUAUCAACUACAGAUUCUGACACAGAUUCAGUUGCAUCACUUGGCAAUCGUAGCGAAACCGUUGAGGAAGCAGAGGCUCUUCUACGAGGAUGGAGUGAUAGAGUAGCAGCUAAUCAAGUUAGUAAAUUAAUAGCAGGCCUGGUUUCACAAUUGGCUGCUCAAGAUCGUCAGAUUGCAGCCUUGAAGCAGCGUAAAGAUAUACAGAUACGAGAUCACAGCCAAACAUUAACUACCAUGCGAAAUCAGUCUUUGACAGCAGCGCAUGACAAGAAGGUUCAAGAACAGUUGCGAGAAAAAAUUAGUGUGAUGGAGGGCGACAUCCGAGCAUCUAGAGGUGAACUUUGUCCACACCCUCCUUUAUCUGUGAUAACUCUUACAACUCCUCUCAAAACUGAGCACGGCAAUGUUGCUAUAAAGACUGAGCCCAUCGAUGUUACCGACACGUGUUAGGCCGCUGCUGCUGAGCACUGGCUCGUGCUGUCCCCAGUACCGCAGAGAUGGUUGCAGUACAAAUGUGGCGCUGAUGUGCCGCCCAGGUUGCUUGCUGCUCAUGCUGCUGCUGUGCACCUGGGCCUAGGCUGCUGCUGCGGACCCGCAGUCACUAAUUCUGUGGCUGCGGGUGGCUAUCCCUCCACCAAUUGUGUGCCAUGGGCUACUGGGUGGGGUGGAGGCCGCGCCAUGAUCUCAGCCCGUACUCACUGCACGGGUCUUACUUGGUGCUACGCCACAGCCAUGUGUCAGAUGGUGCCACUAGCGUACAUGGUGCUCAUGUCCUGAGGUGUUUAGCCCCUUUUGGUGUACAGAGGUUAUGUGGCACCAUCCUGGCACUAGGACGCUCUGGGGGCCCUGGGAAAAAACCGUUAUAUCCUAGGGCCCAGGUAAAGCAAGUACAAAUGCAUAAGUUAACGAAUCUGCUUUGUUGGGAAGGUUAAGUAUAAAAAAAUUUUAAAGAUUAUAUAAAUGGCUUACUAUAGUAAGUGAAUCGCCUGUGAGUAGUGGUAGUGUGUUUCCAGGAUAGGUCCCCAAAAGGCCUGGUACACUCAAAUCCUGCUGCCACCUUUAUAACCAUGCACGCCUGCAUCAACCUAAUGAUGAUCAUACCCGCAUCAGCUGUGCAGUGCUGAAUCAAGUCAGAUGUGCUUUCAAGCAUCUCAUGUUGGUGGAGCACCAGCUUAGCGCCAUGACCAGAGACCCACAAAAGUUCGGCAGGCUGCCCUUAAAAAAUUGUUGCCACUUGAGAGAUUUAUAGUUAUACCAAUGAGGGUCUCGUGUCUUGGCGCCAACUUUGGUUGCUUAUUUGUGUUCAUCUAUGUAACUAGUUAAUUCUUGUGUAACGAUUAAAUCUUACACUGUUAUUUAUAAUUCUCUACUAUGCUAGUACACGUGCAACCGUCUGUGUGUAUGUGCGUGUGUGUGGACAUAGGAGUGCCAAGCUCCUUUAUACUUCACCACACCACUUUGACCUGGCGGUCCGUGCCAAGUUCAUCUUGCCCCCUAACUUACCCGUCAUUUGUUUGUAAUAAAUACAUAAGGUUAUUUAGGUGACUCAUCAAGCAAAGCUUGGUCUAGGAUUUUAUUAUUUUUGGUAGAAUUGUCCCUCGUGUAAUCAUGGCGGUUGUGUUGGAGCCGCCGUGGACCAUUGUGUUGUAGCUGCCAGUGUACACUGCCUGUCAGCCACACAUCAUGUAUCCUCUGCAAGGUGUUCAUGUGAGUGACAGGUGGGCAGCAUAACGUGAGGUGAGUCCGCCACUAAACAGCAUGGAAGAUUACGUUGGACAUGUAAUGUCUGUGGCAUGAGAUGCCCAUUAGGCUCUGAGCCUUGCGUAUGUCUUCAUCAUGCUAUUCACUCUCACUGCCUGGUGCUAUCACCACCAACAAGCCAGGUAUGCUAACUGCGGCACACUUAAAACACAUCCCAGUCAGUCUCGCAGUUGUGACACUCCAGAAACUUAAAAUUUGUUUGUUAUACUCAAUGGGUGGCACUCUAAAAUAAACUUAAAAUUGUC
Molecule: messenger RNA, 2828 nt
Organism: Macrobrachium nipponense
Lineage: Eukaryota; Metazoa; Arthropoda; Malacostraca; Decapoda; Palaemonidae
Exons: 6
Coding region: 133-1272 (379 amino acids)
Source: RefSeq, a predicted model, not a curated record